AUGGCUCUACAGGAGGCCCGAGAGGCUUAUCUCAUAGGUCUCUUUGAGGACAUCAACCUCUGUGUCAUACAUGCUAAGAGUGUUACCAUCAUGGUCAAAGACAUACAGUUGGCACACAGGAUUCAUGGAGGGCGGGCAGAGAAGAUCACCAAUUCUACACAACCAGGUGAACAUAAAGAGAAAAAAAUAAUACAGCCACCACAUUUAGGCAUUGGUAAGCUGCAAUAUAUUACAUUUUUGCUUUUGGAUUUAUUAUUGCAAUAA
Staurois parvus is the source of this 264-nucleotide messenger RNA. The record is from the annotation of a GenBank genome assembly. Lineage: Eukaryota; Metazoa; Chordata; Amphibia; Anura; Ranidae.